This is a messenger RNA of Staurois parvus, 321 nucleotides long. Lineage: Eukaryota; Metazoa; Chordata; Amphibia; Anura; Ranidae. The record is from the annotation of a GenBank genome assembly.
AUGGCAAGUACUGCUUCUAAUGAUGAAAGUAAAAGUGUCAAACACAGGAGAAUUUCGGAGGUCCCAGACUCAGAGAUGCUUCAGUACCCAUUACCAUCAAAUCAGUCAUCCUCUGAUUUAGACAUCUCUCAAGGACACGUUGAUGGAGUAUUGAAAGACCUAAGGAACGAAAUAAACCUUCUGUUUUCAAAAUAUGCAACGUCAUUGAGUGAGCAGUCUGCACUGGACAUACUCUAUGUGAAAGAAUUUGAGGAAAUUCUUCAAGAAGCCAAGUCAGUGGAAACUCAUUUAAAACUGAAGAGGGAAAACUUGAGGAGCCAA